AUGAUUUUAGUAAUGUCCGAUGUUCCAAGUCGUCCAAUGUCUGCCAAAGAGCAAAAGGUUCAGCGAUUCCGGAAUAUUGCCAAAACAUUUUCGCCGUUUGUUUGGGAGUAAGUGGGAUGUUCCUUUAAAUUUGGGUCUUGAGAGGAAUUUAAGAGAAAAGGGGAUAAUUUUGAAUAUAAAUACGGCUAUGUUCCUUUAAAAUGGUCUUGAGAGGAGUCCAAGAGUAAAGGGGGUUAUUUUGAAUAUAAAUAAGGCUAUGUUCCUUUAAAGUGGUCUUGAGAGGAAUUCAGAAAGAGAAAUCGGUUAUUUAGAGUCUAGAUAGGCUAGUGUUCCUUUAAAGUUGGGUCUUGAGAGGAAUUCAGAAAGAGAACUUGGUUUUUUUGAACAUAAAUACGGCUAUGUUCCUUUAAAGUGGUCUUGAGAGGAAUCCAAUAGGAAAAAGGGUUAUUUUGAAUAUAAAUAAGACUAUGUUCCUUUAAAUUUGGGUCUUGAGAUGAAUUCAGAGAGAGAAAUCGGUUAUUUAGAGUCUAGAUAAGAUGGUGUUCCUUUAAAUUUGGGUCUUGAAAGGAAUUCAGAGGGAAAAUGGGUUAUUUUGAAUAUAAAUAAGGCUAUGCUCCUUUAAAUUUAGGUCUUGAGAGGAAAUUAAGAGAAAAUUGGUUAUUUUGAAUAUAAAUAAGACGUUCCAGGGAUCCUCCCAACACCAAAAACAUCCAAUCUGACACACCAGCCCCAUCAAUCUUCAACUUCUGGACUCCUCAACCCCAAUCUCAACAAUUCCAAUUCGCUCCCGCCACCACAAUCGCACCAUUCACCUUUGCCCCCUUCACCCUCCCAACUUCCCAACCACCCGGUCCCACUCUGGCACCAUUUCAACCAACAACAGCCAGUCCGAAGUUACUCGCUCACAACACGGCGAGAAUGAUUCGAGAGAUUGCCUCGUUUUCCGACGGCGGCAAAUCGAGAGAUCAAGACUUCGGCGCGGUUCAGACGUUGAUGCAAGCGUUUUUCGAAUCGAUGGCGAGUCCGAUGAAUGGUGGGACUGGGGGAGGAGGAGUUGCGAACGAUGCUCCGGUAUUACGCGCACAUCCUGAUGGUACGGAAAUGGGCGCGAAUCGAGAAUUUACUAACAAGUUAUUUGAGAGUGAUAUGGUUUUGACGGUUCCACAGAUGAAAGCGUGAGUUUUUUUGCGAUUUUCGAAAUAGUUAUGACGUGGCAAAACAUGCUCACGUUUUAAAAAAUGGGCAAAUUUCUCAGGUUAGGUUAGAAAAUAGUUAGAAAAAAAAUUUAAAAAAAAUGUUUUUCAAAAAACAAAAUAAAAAUAAAACUACAACACUCCGCAUGCCCGUUGUUUCUCAGAAAAUGUCCUGACAGCCGUCCGCGAGGUUGCGAGCCGUCGAAAGCUAGCAGAGGCUGUCCGCCAGCUCGCAUUCUCAAAAAAGGGGAGGAGCGAGCGCACCUUCCUCGCCGCCAGCUAGCGGACAGAAAAAUUGCGACUGGAGCAGAUUUGCUCGUCUAUUUCCUUUUACAUUUUUUUCCGAAAUUUUUGGCCUAAAAUCUUUUUAUGCUUUUUUUCAUCGAAAAUGUUCACAGAAAACACGCAAUCGACGAUGCAAAGUGUUGGGAUGGAGAAGGUGCACAUCGCCAGGCACCUUCAUGA
This is a messenger RNA of Caenorhabditis angaria, 1658 nucleotides long. Lineage: Eukaryota; Metazoa; Nematoda; Chromadorea; Rhabditida; Rhabditidae. The record is from the annotation of a GenBank genome assembly.